Messenger RNA from Aspergillus fijiensis CBS 313.89, 675 nucleotides. RefSeq lists its product as uncharacterized. NCBI's taxonomy places the organism in Eukaryota, Fungi, Ascomycota, Eurotiomycetes, Eurotiales, Aspergillaceae. The coding region runs from base 382 to 666 and encodes 94 amino acids. The record is from RefSeq and is a predicted model, not a curated record. The transcript has a single exon.
ACCAGAUAGUGUGCUGUAAUUUUCUUCGUGGGAUAGAACAAAGGACAAACCGACAGACAGGCGCAACGACUAACCUUUGUGAGUUUACAUAAAUGUGUUAUACUUAACUACUGUGUAAGUACUACGAGAAGCUAUAUGUACUGUACGGAGUACUGUGCAGUUCCAUUCGUGUGCGAAUCAGUGGAUACAAAGGCGCAAUCGAACUCGAUCAUCAGCAGUGUGACAGUGUUGCAUUGGAUGAAGUGGAUUGAUUACUACUGAUCGCUCAUAGAUACGUACUGUUCGAAAACCGUUUUGGUAUCUCCAAUACCAGUGACCUGUCUCUCUUGGUUGGGGAAAAAAAUCGAUGGACAAUCGAUGGACAAUUGAUGGAUGAGGAUUAUGAUGACACACGAUCGGAUGUCCUCCACAUACUCACAUUCUCCGAUGGAUUCUCGACAGUGGCACUUUACAGGUAUGGAGGUCGCAAUGUGGCUGCUGCGACGAUUUCGGCAGGCCGAAACCCUGGCUCGGAAGUCGACAGGUUAUGAUGACGAUGACAAUGUCGUGGGUAUUGUUGAGGAUGUUGAGUUACAACAGAGACCCGACCAUUGGCCAAUCCAUCUUUUCUGGGUGUUCGUUCUUCUUCUGCUUCAUUUCGAGAUUUUGCCCCUCAUUGGUAUGUGACACUUUUAG